GUAACAUUUACGAAGGAAAUAUAGUUUGUUAUUUGUCAACAUUGGGUUUUUUGACCAUGAAUAAGUAGAAGUCUAAACUCAAUUAUAUGUGACGCAAAGGAAUGUGUGGUCCUCUAUGUAAUUGUUUUUUUUUCCCCCUAUAAAUGCCCUAUCAUCUCUACCCCCAAUUUUCAUUGCAACACAUCUUUAGAAUCACAUUCUCAGUAGCCAUGUUAAGCCUCGAGCUCUCAACUUCUUUGCUCUUUUGCCUUCUUUCUUUGCUCUUCUUGUUCAUCCUCAAUUCCAAGUCCAUUUUCACAACCUUUUUUUCCUCCAACAAGUCGCCUAAGAUUCCAAGAUCAUACCCACUUGUGGGCUCCUUCCCCGCAUUCUAUGCGAAUCGACAUCAACUCAUCCAAUGGACAUCUGAUUUGGUGACCAGCACACCCACUUCUACUGUCGUCCUCAACCGCUCUCUAGGUCGCGGCCAAGUCUUCACCGCCAACCCUUCCAAUGUCCAGCACAUUCUCAAGUCCCAUUUCCAUAUCUACCAAAAGGGCGAUAUGGCUCGAACACUUAUCUGGGACCUACUCGGUGAUGGCAUCUUUAAUGUCGACGGCGAGAGCUGGAAGUUCCAGAGACAAGUUGCCAGUCAUGAAUUCAACACCAAAUCUUUACGCAAAUUCAUCGAGACUGUUGUUGAUAAAGAGCUCUCAGACCGACUCACUCCGAUCUUCUCUGCCGCUGCUGUAAAUAAAAAUGUGCUGGACCUUCAGGACAUUCUGCAGAGAUUUGGAUUCGAUAACAUAUGCAAGAUUGCUUUCGGACACGAUCCUGCGUAUUUACUACCAUCUCUGCCGCAAGAAAAAUUUGCGCUAGCCUUUGAAAAUGCUGCUCGAAUCAGCGGUGAAAGGUUCGGAGAGUUCCAUCCCCUGAUUUGGAAAAUUAAACGGGUUCUCAACAUUGGAUCAGAGAAACAAAUGCGAAUUGCUGUAAAUGAAGUUCGGGAAUUCGCAAAAGAAAUAGUCAAAGAAAAGAAGCAAGAACUGGGUGAAAAAUCAUCACUCGAAUCCGUUGAUCUUUUAUCACGAUUCUUGAGUUCUGGUCAUUCAGAUGAAAACUUCAUCAUUGAUAUAGUGAUCAGCUUCAUAUUGGCAGGUCGCGACACCACAUCAGCCGCCUUGAUAUGGUUCUUCUUGCUGGUCUCUAAACACCCAAAUGUCGAAAAUGAGAUUCUCAAAGAGAUCAAUGACAAGUCCGAAGCUGCGACUUUCGAAGAAGUAAAAGACAUGGUUUACACGCAUGCGGCCCUGAGCGAGAGCAUGAGACUCUACCCACCGGUCCCCGUUGACGGAAAAGAAGCGGUAGAUGAUGACGUGUUACCGGAUGGGACGGUAAUCAAGAAAGGUACGAGAGUGGCUUACCAUCCUUACGCAAUGGGGCGGUCGGAAAAGCUGUGGGGGUCGGACUGGGCAGAGUUCCGGCCGGAGAGGUGGUUGGAAAUGAGAGACGCGGCGGCCGGACAGUGGAGCUUCGUGGCAAGGGACCCAUACACGUAUCCAGUGUUCCAGGCCGGUCCGAGGAUAUUGUUGAGGCGGUUCCGGAUAGUGCCAGCUUUUGAGGAAGGUAUUGAGCCUGUUUUCAUAGCUCAUCUGUCGUCGAAGAUGAAAGGUGGCUUUCCGGUGAGAAUUGAAGAGAGGGUGUAGAAUUUCUAAUGGAGGCGACGUUGGUUGACUGAUAUAAUUGCCGGGAGAAGGAUUAAUUGCUUUGAAUAUUUAUUUAUUUAUAUAAAAUUCUUUAACAAUUAACAU
Camellia sinensis is the source of this 1790-nucleotide messenger RNA. Lineage: Eukaryota; Viridiplantae; Streptophyta; Magnoliopsida; Ericales; Theaceae. The record is from RefSeq and is a predicted model, not a curated record.